Messenger RNA from Xylona heveae TC161, 2073 nucleotides. RefSeq lists its product as hypothetical. Gene Ontology annotation, molecular function: amino acid transmembrane transporter activity. The record is from RefSeq and is a predicted model, not a curated record. NCBI's taxonomy places the organism in Eukaryota, Fungi, Ascomycota, Xylonomycetes, Xylonales, Xylonaceae. The transcript has 5 exons. Bases 168 to 1937 code for a protein of 589 amino acids. Gene Ontology annotation, biological process: amino acid transmembrane transport. Gene Ontology annotation, cellular component: vacuolar membrane.
AACCGUCCACUUCAAUGACGCCGAACACUCAGACUCUAGACGGGGCUCGGCCGGCGGUUUGGGUCAUCGAAGGUUAGUGAUCUCUAUUCGAUCCCACAGAGCUUUCUCCUUUAUUAUUGUGCAGACCUUGAAAGGUUACUAAAUUGGCUUUGCUCGUAAGGUCUUCUAUGUCCAUGCGCAUCAAUUCAAUUCGACAGGCUGGUGGCGUCAACAGUAUCGACAAUUUUGCGCGCUCAUGGCAGCGCGCGGCGGGCUUCUUCGAGAUUGCCCCGGUACGCAGGUCAUUUGCCAGUUAUGAAGAUGAAGACGAGAUAAGUCGCUCUCGCCGGGACGAAGAGGCUUCGCCUGUCUCCCAAAGGUCAUUGAUUCGAGAACAAUUAGAACGUGAAGGCCGGCCAUAUGAUUCGGAAGUGGGGGAAAUGAUCGAUGACGGUUAUAGCGAGGCCGCGGGCCCUGCAGACCAUCCUUCAGCAAAGAAAACAAUGCCUUCUGCAGACUUGUUCCCUCAUAUCGGCUCUCCAUUUGCAGGCAGCUAUGGUACCAGCUACGGAACCCUUGGGUCUCGCGCCAACGAAGCUUCCAUGCGGCAUGCGGCUCAGCUGUGGAGAGAACAACAAGAAACAGGGAGACAAGGAUUUGACAAAGAGAGGGAGCCUUUGCUAGUUAAAGCUGUCGAGCAAGAGGACGGAAAAGUUGUCAACGUGGUCGUUGGGCAGUCCACGUUACCGCAGACCGUCUUCAACUCCGUCAAUGUGCUGAUUGGUGUUGGCAUUCUCAGCCUGCCACUUGGAAUCCAGUAUGCUGGGUGGUUGAUUGGCAUGGGAUUCCUCUUAUUUUCUGCCGUCACCACGUCUUAUACCGCUCGACUUUUAGCUAAAUGUCUCGAUGUUGAUGGGUCCCUUGUUACGUUCGCUGACCUCGCAUAUGUAUCAUUUGGGCCGCGCGCACGAAUUGCCACCAGUAUCUUAUUCAGCAUAGAGCUUGUUGGGGCAUGUGUUGCUCUAGUGAUUCUCUUCGCUGACAGUCUGAACGCUCUCAUCCCUGGAUGGGAUUUAUUAACAUGGAAAAUCAUAUGUGGCUUGGUUCUCACACCUCUUGGAUUCGUUCCCCUGCGAUUCCUAAGCUUCACCAGCGUUUUGGGUAUUUUAUGCACCUUCGGAAUCGUCUUGAUGGUUUUCGUCGAUGGUUUUAUCAAGCCUCACACUCCGGGUUCCUUGAGAGAGCCAGCUGCGACGUAUUUGUUCCCACAGAAGUGGUCCACUUUGCCAAUGAGCUUUGGCCUAUUGAUGGCGCCUUGGGGCGGUCACAGCGUUUUCCCUAAUAUUUACAAGGAUAUGAGACACCCGCACAAAUACAACAGAGGUGUGAAAACCACCUUCAUCUUUACCUAUCUCCUUGAUCUGAGUAUGGCUGUGGCUGGUCUUCUCAUGUUUGGCGACCUCGUUCUUGAUGAGGUCACGUCGAAUAUUCUUAUGACCAAAGGAUAUCCCCAGGCGCUCUCUAUCUGCAUCGUCCUUUGCAUUGCGAUUAUUCCUAUCACAAAAGCACCUCUUAACUCUCGGCCAAUUGUCAGCACCAUCGAAAUACUCGCCGGUCUCGACGCUCGUGCCAUGGCUUCCUCCUCGGGUCUUGCCGGAAUGUCCGGUUUUGCUCGAGGUUCCCUUAAAGUCGCGAUUCGCUUGCUCGUGACGAUUUUGUACGUCAUUAUCGCGAUCGUAUGCCCGUCUUUCGAUCGUGUAAUGGCCUUGAUGGGCAAUGCGGCGUGCUUCACCGUAUGCAUAAUCCUGCCCUGUUCAUUUUAUUUGAAAAUAUUUGGUGCCGAGAUUAGCCUCAAGGAAAGGAUCUUGAACUGGUUUCUGAUUAUCAGUUGCUCGAUCUUGGCGACUAUCGGAACCGUCUGGGCGUUUUUGCCGAACUCUGCGAUUGAUAACAUGUAAAGGCAUCUGGAUUUGACGACUUGAUGACUUCUGUACAAAUUUGCGAAGAGAAGCAUUUCAGCGAUGUGUUCUGCAUAGUCGGUUUGGCAGUUCUUCCUUUCUUUCUACCCUCGCUCUAGAGAAUAGCGGAAUCUUA